Molecule: messenger RNA, 2173 nt
Organism: Marchantia polymorpha subsp. ruderalis
Lineage: Eukaryota; Viridiplantae; Streptophyta; Marchantiopsida; Marchantiales; Marchantiaceae
Source: the annotation of a GenBank genome assembly
AAGGUUCGCACAUUUGUAUGAAUUUCGGGUCGCUCACCGUCGAGAGGACCGAGGAGUCAGGAAGUAGUGAGCUCGGAGUAGUGGAUCUCGAACUCUAGGUGCUUUUUAGGUUUAUUAGCUAGGUCCUGAGCGACUAGGUCCUUACAUAAUUGUGAAUCAGAUCGCUGGAUUCGUUUUCUAUACUGAUAGUGUGAGAAAUUGCGUUGUGAAAAUUAUUUCGUGUUUUGAGGUUGUGUGAUUCGUCUUGAAUAUCUGAAGGAGGCUGAAAUUUCAGGCUCAGUGAUGGAAGAUUUCAGCCGGAUGUAACGACAGGAACUCUCUAUCUCAUCUAUCGUAUCGUUGUGUCGCUCCGAGAUGUCAGCCAUGAAAUCGCAGUCAGCUACAAUUUAGAAAACCUCGCAAUCUCUCGCUCCGAUCAGCUCAGCUCAAACCAGCCCACCUCAACGAGAGAUUCAACCGAAAUCUAAAAAGAUCCGAAUCGACCGAGGUCAUACCGUCGACAGCGAUGGCCUCGUCACUCGUCCUCUGUCUCGUGUCACUGCUGAUUGCGACAAUCUCGACGACGACGUGUUCUCCGCAGGAAUUGAAUCCAGAUGCAAACUCAGACCCGACCGAUCGGCCCUCUGGAAGCCCGGGGCAAUCGGAGACACCCGAGAUGUCCGGCGGUCCGUGGCGCAGCAUCCAGGCCGAGCUGGUGCACAAGGACCACCCGCUGCGGGCAGCGCCGGGCAGCCUGUCGUUCAAGGAGAGAGCGGAGCGCGACUUCCUGUCGAGCAGGAGGCGGUCGGAGGUGCUGCGGUCGCGUCAUGAGCGGUGGCUGGCGGGCGGCGGCGGGGGGCUGCCGACGUACGUGAGCAACCUUUCGACGAACGUGAACGAAGCCGAGUACGUCAUGACGAUCUCGCUGGGCACGCCGGCGCAGAACUUCGUCGCGAUCGCGGAUACGGGAAGCGACCUGACGUGGCUGCAGUGCCAGCCGUGCGCGCACUGCUUCCCGCAGGCGGACCCGCUGUACGACCCGUCGCGGUCCUCGUCGCACGCCAACCUGACCUGCGCCGACAGCGCAUGCCAAAGGUUCACGUCGCAGUACCCGGCGGACUGGCACUCCAACUGCCCGGUGCAGUCGAGCUCGAACGCGAGCUGCAACUUCUUCUACGCUUACGGCGACGGCUCCAACACGACGGGCGACAUCGCCGUCGACACCAUCCACCUGACGUCCACCGACGGCGCCGUCGCGGACGUGCCGAACUUCGCCUUCGGGUGCUCGCAGAGCACCUUCAGCGACUCGGGCCUCCUUUCGGGGAAUGUCGACGGGCUCGUCGGGCUCGGCCAGGGCGACAUCUCCUUCCCGUCGCAGCUCGGCGCCAGCUUCGGCAACAUCUUCUCCUACUGCCUGGUCCCCGCCAAGGGCGUCGCGACGCAGACGAGCCCGCUCCUCUUCGGGAGCGCCGCGCUGUCCAACGUCACGGGCAUCCAGUACACCCCGAUCCUCGACGACCCGUCGGUUUACAACGUCGGGGUCCAGGCCAUUAGCGUCGCGGGCCAGCCGCUGGGCAUCCCCAGCUCCGUCUUCGCCAACGGCACGACCUUCGACUCCGGCACGACGAUCACGCAGUUGGAGCCCCAGGCGCUGGACGCGCUGGUACCCUUCCCGCAGAUCCCCGGUGGGAUAAGCGGAUUUCACUGCUGGAACGCGUCGGGCCUGACGGACGCCGACAUCCCCAGGAGCGUCCCGACCGUCUCGUUCAACCUUACCGGCGCCAACUACGACCUGACCUACGACAACACGUUCCUGACCUUGGACGACGCGACCUUCUGCCUGGCCAUGGGCAACAAUACGCUCGGCGCGGGGUCCAUCAUCGGCAACUACCAGCAGCGCAAUGUCUACAUGGUCUACGAUCGCGCCAACAGCCAGAUCGGGUUCGUUCAGCGCAACUGCAUGACGUAGUUACCACGACUGGGACGUCGUCCGCUUCCUGGUCUCCCUCCGCAGGCACCAGGUUCAGAGCCGGCCUGGAGAGCGUGAUGACGCGCGUGCUCCUUCUACAAGUGUUAUCGAUCCUUUAUUUAUAUCGUUUAUAGAGUGUUGUAGAUAUCUCCCGUCGCUAGCUUAGGAGGGUUUUAGAUUUUGCCAUGAUUCUCUGCUUGUAAGAAAACGCCGUGCCAAAACUCU